AUGACUAGCUAUCACGGAAGCUGCUUCUGCGGGCAGGUUGAGUGGGAUGUGAAGCUUGAGGGGAAGAACCACGUUCUCUGCCACUGCGAUACUUGCAAGAAGCUGGGAGGUGGAGCAUACUCUCUGAACCAGAUCGUUCCCAUGAAAGAUCUGAAAAUCACGAAGGGACAAGUGAAGGACUUCACCUACCAUGGUGCCAGCGGCAAGCCUGUUCACUGCUACCACUGCGGCAGUAAGGAAUCCCCUCUCCCUGAUAGAUGGCGCCGGGGGAUUACAGAUAUGGCCAAUGCGCCACUGCACUCCUGGAUCUCGUGCUACAAGGUCCAGAACCCUCUAAGACCAAACUGCACCUCUCACGUCUACCACCACCAGGAGGUUUUGGGCGACCAAAUUGUCGUGAGAACCAUCCUCUUGGAUGAAGGAAAGAGCUUCGAGCCGACCGCCGAGAUCUUUGGCAAAUACAGAUUGCCCUGGGUUAAGGAGUCAGCGCAAACCUUUGAUAUCAUGCCACCAUCGUAGAUGGUUAUGGAUAGUCUUGGGAUGGGAUCCGGCAGG
Molecule: messenger RNA, 555 nt
Organism: Amorphotheca resinae ATCC 22711
Lineage: Eukaryota; Fungi; Ascomycota; Leotiomycetes; Helotiales; Amorphothecaceae
Exons: 7
Coding region: 1-519 (172 amino acids)
Molecular function (GO): carbon-sulfur lyase activity
Source: RefSeq, a predicted model, not a curated record